Molecule: messenger RNA, 1248 nt
Organism: Gossypium arboreum
Lineage: Eukaryota; Viridiplantae; Streptophyta; Magnoliopsida; Malvales; Malvaceae
Exons: 1
Coding region: 151-693 (180 amino acids)
Molecular function (GO): protein binding
Source: RefSeq, a predicted model, not a curated record
CAAUUUUAUUUGCUCAGGCCUAAUCAUCAUCAUCAUUAUUAUUAUUUAUAUACACUCCUGUCUAUGCAGUCGUCCACUAGAUUUUAUAUGCCUUGAAUCUGGAGGCACUGACAUUGAGAUAUCUGAGUCUUAUAGUGGUAUUGGAAGGGCAUGGACUGGUUUUCUUGGCUUUCAAAAACAGGCCUUGAGCCAUCCCUGGUUUACGAGUACGGCCUUUCAUUUUCCCACAACGAGCUUGAAGAAGAAGACAUAGUAUACUUGGACCAUGAGUUUCUCCAAAGCAUGGGCAUAUCAAUAGCUAAACACAGGCUGGAAAUUCUCAAGCUUGCAGGGAAAACCAAAGGAAAUCAGACGAGUGGUUGGAGACCAGUAGUGCGGAGCCUCAUGUCGGCAAUCAAGAGAACAAAAAGGAGCUUAUCAAAGUACAUGGGGGCAAUGGUGGAGAGAGAAGCGUCGGCUCUUGUUAUUGUUAAUCGAAGGAAUAAAUGGAAAGGUGGCGCAAUGUUGAAGAGAAAGAAGAGGGUGGGGAUGGGUGCAGAAGGGCGGCUGCUGCUCACCAAUGGGACUCAUCUUCCACCAAUCACAAUGGUGCUAAAGUACCAGAAGAAAGAGAAAAGGGAAAAGGGAAGUUGGUUAGAUGGUGCUGAAGAGAUGAAGUGGGAUGCAUUGUUCCAGGAUUUGAAACCAACUUGAUCAAAUAACUUGGUUUAUUCAUCAAUUACGAUGACAAAUAUUAGUGGUAAAUAUGGUUGUUCCUUAAUUUCAUAAACAUUUCUCAUGAUCCCAUGCACAAUCUGAAUGGUGAGAGAUGAGUUUUUUUAGUUUCGUUCCACCACUUUUUACUUUUUUUUCUUAUUUUUUUCUUUUGCGUUUACAACAUAGGAGGAUUGGCAUUUUUAAUAUUUACUGGUAGAACUUGUGAAAGCCAGGCUUUGGCUGCACAUCCAAAGAAGCCGAGCCUCUUUCAGUAUAAAACUGUCUCCUCCGCCUUUUUUAUUUAUUUAUUUAAUUAUUAUAAAUGUCUUAAUGAUCAUUUUUCAUUUUUCUUAAGGAAAUAAAGAAAAAGAACAGACGAGGAAAGGCUAUAAAAGAACUAUUUUUCAGUUGUGCAAUUGGAAAUUUGCAUUGCAAAGUAGAAAGUUGUGUAUUAUUAUUAUAAAAUUAAAAUGAUUGUUUAUGGGGUGAAAAAAAAAGUAUUAACCCCAGUCUUGUACUAGAAUAAAUAAAUCCGAGAAAUGUACAAGGAAA